This is a messenger RNA of Ictalurus punctatus (channel catfish), 836 nucleotides long. RefSeq names its product zinc finger protein 593 (gene znf593). The coding region runs from base 105 to 494 and encodes 129 amino acids. NCBI's taxonomy places the organism in Eukaryota, Metazoa, Chordata, Actinopteri, Siluriformes, Ictaluridae. The transcript has 4 exons. The record is from RefSeq and is a predicted model, not a curated record. Gene Ontology annotation, molecular function: zinc ion binding; nucleic acid binding.
GCGGUAGUCUUCCACUGCGCCCUGAACCCGGAAGUAAAUAUUUGACGGCGUAAACACGUGGAUUGUUGAGAACGCAAGUCGGUGAAAUAACAGUAAUAUAGAUCAUGGGCAAAUCCAAGCAGGUGGGCAACCACAAAAAUGGCAGAAAGAAGAACAUUGCAAAGACAUGGAAGACAAAGCGAAGGACAAAGGACUUGGACCAGAUCCAUGCUGACAUGAUCCCUGCCAAUGCAGCCAAACUCCUGAAACAGGAAGUGGACUAUGAUGUCACAGGCUUCGGUCAGCACUACUGCCUGCACUGCGCGCGCUACUUUGUUGACCUGAAGGCCAUGAAGGAGCAUUUCAAGACCAAAGUCCAUAAAAAACGGUUGAAGGAGCUCAGAGAGGAGCCGUACACCCAGGCCGAGGCGGAGAGAGCGGCGGGAAUGGGCUCGUACGUCCCACCUAAAAAGGUCGAAGUGCAGACGCAGGAGGUGGAGGAAGACAUGGCAUGAACGGCGUCCGUCAUCUCAAGACGACUGCGGCGUGACGGUCAUUUUCAGUCGGAGUAUCUCACCCUCGGACGCCUUUAGACCUAAACCGCGGGUUUUUAUUCGUAGUGUCGGAGUGUUAAAGCACCGCGCAGCGUGUUAUCAGGUAUAUUAGUGAUGGAAAGCCUGAGCUGUAUAGUGCGCUGACUAAGAAAGUUCCUGACUGACAAUUUACCUGUCAAUCAAAUCCCACAGUAGCACACUGAUGUGGUGUGUGUGUGUGUGUGUUCUGUGUAUCAGGAUUUGACUGGACUGACCACAAGCGACAUCAUAUGUAAAGUCAUGUAAAUAAAUUGUGAAAUCACA